AUUCUUUCUCAGGGCCCGUAGUACUCACUGUGAGUCUGCUGUUUGACCACCAAAACAUGAUCAAGAAAAAGCCAAGCUCAGGCAACAGAAGCUUGAGUUCCAACGUGUACAGAUUGAAAAUGAAAAUAUCAUAAUGUUGGAGAGGUUGGCUGAUAUAAUGGCUCCCCGCUCAGGAGGACCCAGCUGGAGUGACUACAAGAAAGGAAAAUGGAGUACAAUAUCAAUGACACAAGAGAAGCUGCCAAAAAUUUCCCAAGAACCAAGGAGUGUAAUGUCCAGAAAACCAAUGCCAAGACAACAGAAGGCAGCAAGGGAUCUUGCCAAAAUUGAGGCAGGAAAUAUUGCCAUUCUAGAAAAGCUGGCUUCAAUAAUGACCCCACGUGUCGGUGGUGCCACAUGGAGCAACUUUGACUUCAAGAGCCUGAGUGCACCUAAAUACGCUACCAGGAUGCCAAAACUUACACCGGCUAGGAAUGUAGCAAAUCAGAGUAGCAACCGCUCAAGGGACUUGAAGAUGAAGGACGUCCCCAUGGGAAAGGAUAGCAUUGAAGCAGCCAAUCUUCUCAUGCUAGAAAGACUAGCUAAGGUAAUGGCUCCUACUCCAGGUGGACCAAGUUGGAAGGACUAUGAAUCAAAAACUUAUGGAGCGAGUCACCGAUCAACAGGGCUUCCUAGCAUUCCCAAGGACAAAGGUGGAAUGAAACAGAAGAGACAGAAAUAUAGCACAAGUGACCAGAAUGAUAAAUGGAAGGAUAUAAACCAAAAGCUUCCUCCUGUUUCCUCAAACCAUAAGAAAAAUGAGAACUGAAAGAUCAC
This is a messenger RNA of Hemiscyllium ocellatum (epaulette shark), 816 nucleotides long. RefSeq lists its product as uncharacterized. NCBI's taxonomy places the organism in Eukaryota, Metazoa, Chordata, Chondrichthyes, Orectolobiformes, Hemiscylliidae. Bases 134 to 808 code for a protein of 224 amino acids. The transcript has 9 exons. The record is from RefSeq and is a predicted model, not a curated record.